Molecule: messenger RNA, 5976 nt
Organism: Coccinella septempunctata (seven-spotted ladybird)
Lineage: Eukaryota; Metazoa; Arthropoda; Insecta; Coleoptera; Coccinellidae
Exons: 15
Coding region: 791-4996 (1401 amino acids)
Cellular component (GO): cytoskeleton
Source: RefSeq, a predicted model, not a curated record
CAAACUCGUAAUCCUUCCCACAAUCCAUAAAUUUACCAGCUGAUCGAGGUUCGCACAUGCGCUACUUCAUUACGGAGUUAGCACGGAAGUUGAACGUAAGGGUGUUGUUUAGUUUCGUUUUCCCAUACAGUUUAAAAUAUUCUUAGACAGUGACAAAUUAUCGCGAUUAUUUAUUGAGAAAGGGACACCCGUCCACAGCCCUUCUGAUGAUACAGUUCUCACGAGUUUAACCAUUUAACCUUAACUGAUACCAACCCAAGUCGUCCAUUCAAGACUCAAUACAGGAACAAGAUUAAUAAUGAAAGGAACGUAUCUAAUCUUCGCAGCAUAGCCUAUAUUCCUAAUUGGAGAUCGCCAUUUCCUCAAACGUACAAAGGAACCCCUUCAUACACAGAAGACAAUAUAAUCAAUGAAUUAUUCAAUGUUUACAUACCGCGAAGGCGUACCGAGAGAUAUUACACGACCUUAACAGUUUAACAUAAGGUCAUCGACCAUGCAUUUCUCCGCUUAGAACCAUCAUAGCACUCUCCCUCGCUAUGGACGAAAAUAGUCUCUUCCACGCUAUCGACCGAGUGCCGUACCGAGUAAAAGUUUGUGAAAUUUCGAGCAGUUUCGAACGCGUCCGGUAAGACUGAUACGAAAAAAUGCGCUGGUAGCUAUUUUAGUUUUUUUCUACGACGGUUGUGAUCAUCUUCCAUCCAGAGCUUCGUUCAAAUUAUAUAUCGAUGUUGAUUGUUGUUGAUGAUGAGUGUUUUAUGAUGGUUACGAGGCGGCGGUUUGAAGUUCGUCGAUGAUGGACGAGGAUAAUCCAUCUAGGAGGCUGAGUCAGGUGUUCGACCCUCUGUCUAGGCUGGGGGAGCUCACUAAGCUGUCUUCGCACUCGACUCCGUCUUCUCCGAGGCUACUUCCGAGGAGGCACAGGGAUGGAACGUCCCCUCUCGCGUCCCUCGAUAUGCUGGAGUCCGGACCUAGCAGGGGCGCCGACGGAAACGGGGUUAAUUGGAGGGAUAGAUGUUUCGAGCUGCAGCUUGAGUUGCAGAGGAGCAGGGCUCAGGCUACAAGGAGCAGGGAUAUGCUGAGAGAAAAGCUUUCCGAAUUGGAACAGCGGGUGUUGGAGGCGGAGGGACGCGCAGAAGAGGCAGAGGAUAAGGUCCGAAUAAUGGAACAGAAACUGGCAUGGUCUCAGAAAAGCGACCCCAAUAGCGUCCAGAUCCACCGUUUGGAGGGAGAGGUCGAGGAGCAACGCCAGUUGAGGCUCCACGACGCGAGACAGGUAGAGGCUAAAGCUGCACGUAUCAAGGAAUGGGUCACCAAUAAGCUCAGAGAACUGGAACAGCAGAACCAGACGUUGAGAGAGCAGAACAUCAAGUGCAAUCAGCAGCUGGAGCUGUUGAGGAAUCACCUGGCUUCUGCGGACAGACGGAGGUCGGAGAGUUGCUCGCCCGACAGGCACAAGUUACCGGCAACGAAUCUCAGUAAUAAGAGCUCCAAACACAGAAGACACCAAUCAGUCUGCCUUUCCAGCAACUUUGAACCCGCAGUUCCAAGUACCCUAGUCAGUAGUGUUAAUUUCGGAACCAGUACUUCCAGCAUGGAUCCACUAACGGACGAUCUCCGAGCAGCUGUAGAUAACCUAAGUCUCGGAAGAGUGCCUAGUAGUAGUGCUUCGGAUCCAGACCUUGCCCACGACUACGCGGAGAUCUACACUCCGAGCAGGGAAAAAGUGCCAUGGCCUAGAGCCCCCACACCUCCUCUGCAUAGGUUUCCAAGUUGGGAAGACAGAAUUUAUCAGGUGGCUGCCGAUGGACUCACACUCACUGGCACCACGCCGAGUGAUCUAGGACCGGAGCAGGCUGGCUAUCAGGACAUCCCUGUUCCGGUCUACGCCACUGUCAAAGGAAGGGCUAGCCAAAUCCGCUCAAUGCCCUUCACUGGUGACUCUUCCGAUGAUUCAAGUGAUGGUGAAGGCAACAAUACAACGGCUGUGGACGGCACCAAUACUAAUAGCCGAAGCUCAGGAGACACCUCUGGAUCUAGUCCUGGAAAGAGGACAGCUUCCAGCAGCAGCGGUUCGCCGAGCAAAAGCAAAACCAGAGGUGUUUCAGAUACCUCCUUCGAAUCGGGAAUGUCCGACGACUACGCUGUACCCCCCGACGCUUUAAGCUGUGAUACUGCCAGUUUGGAAUCCUCCAUGUUGCUCAGGACCUCGUAUCUGGACAGUCCCAAGAGACUGGAGAGUCUGGAGAAGUCCGGAUCGCUGGCCAAACUAGGUGGAAAAUUGAAGACGUGGCGGAAGAGAUGGUUCGUUUUGAAGAACGGCACUUUGACGUAUUACAAGGGACAAAACGAUACGAAUAGGAAACCUCAGGGUCAAAUUAUAUUAGACGAUAUUUGUAAGAUAACAAGGGCGGAAGGAUCGAAUACUUUCGAAAUAGACACGGGCAAGAAGACGUAUUAUUUGACGGCCGAUUCGUUGACUGCCAUGGAAGAUUGGGUGAGGGUUCUUCAGAACGUACAAAGGAGAAACGCAACAAAGAUACUGCUCAGCAGGGAGGAGAGCAAGCCGGCGGUGCAGGGCUGGCUGACGAAGGUCAAGAACGGACACGCGAAAAAAUGCUGGUGCGUCCUUAUUGGCAAGAUGUUCCUAUAUUUCAAAGCGCCUAACGACCAGACCCCGGCCGGCCAGAUAAACAUGAGGGACGCGCGGGUGGAGGAAGUUGAGCAUAUGUCGGAUUCGGAUUCCGAGGAGAAGGACCAAGAGCAGCCGGACCUGACGAUCGGUAUAUUUCCAACGAACCAGGGACCGACCUAUCUCUUGUGCCCCGGAAAGCAAGAGAAGGAUUCUUGGUUAUACCACCUGACAGUAGCCAGCGGCGGAGGACCAAGUACAGGUACACAGUACGAACAGCUCAUCCACAAACUCAUGGAGGUCGACGGUGACACCAACUGUGUUCUAUGGAGGCAUCCGGUUCUUUUACACGUGCCUUGUACCAAAGAUGGAGCCAUCCCUUCCUAUUUCCCCCUCACCAAGCUGCCAACAGAGGCAUUGCAGUCUGAAGCCAUAAAACUCUUCAAGUGCCUCCAGUUGUUCAUGUCGGCUCAAGUGGACCAGGCUGGAAUAGAUUACCACGUGAUCCUCGCUCAAAACGCCCUCCAGCAAUGCCUCGACAUGCCCGAGCUGCAGGCCGAACUGAUCUGCGCUCUCAUCAAGCAGACUAGCAAGAGUUGUCCUCUUCCUAAACUCGGAGUGCAGGUAUCCACUUCUAAGUUGCUUAAGAAAAGUCAAUUGCUCCUUUGCGCAACGCAAAGCCUAUUCACUUGUGAAACAACGCCCAGUAUAAAUAGCACUUCUGACCAACAAAUUGCAUCUUCCGCCAUACAGGCUUCGCAGGAGGAGAAGUACAAGGAGCACAAGGAGUGCUUUAAGGAGCACAAAGACACCAAGGGGCCUCCCAGCUUCACCUUCCUGCAAGGGUGGCAGUUGCUGGCGCUAGCGGUCAGCCUGUUCGUACCCAAGUCUUCCAGGCUGUUGUGGUUCUUGAAGCAGCAUCUGCAGAAAAACGCGGAUAAUAGGACGGAGUGCGGCAAAUACGCGGCUUAUUGCGAGAGAGCUCUGGAGAGAACGAUUCUGACAGGUGGUAGAGAACUGAAGCCCUCGAGAAUGGAGGUACUCAGCAUUCUGCUUAAGAACCCUCAACACCAUUCCCUGCCUCACUCUAUGCCCAUCCACCUACUCAACGGCACCUACCACAUCACGAGUUUCGACGGCUCGACCUCCAUAAAAGAAUUCCAGGAUAGUCUGGCUACGGAGAUCGGUUGCAGGAUAAACAACGGCUUCGCCAUUUUCAGCGAUGACCCCAUCGAGAAAGACCUAGAGCAUACCUUGGACCCCAACGCUAAACUUUGUGAUAUAAUCUCGAAAUGGGAAAUAGCCUUGAGGGAAAAAGGUUUGGGCAAGUUCGAAAACACAAAAGUGAUACGAUUGACCUAUAAAAAUAGAUUGUGGUGGAAGAACAGCGCAAGGUUGGAAACGGAUAAGGAGAGGUUACUGCUUUGCUACCAAGUCAACAAGCAGAUAGUUGCCGGUAGAUUCCCGUUAAGCAGAGAGUUGGCGCUCGAAUUGGCUGCACUAAUGGCUCAAUUAGAUUUAGGAGAGUGUUCUCUCGGUACCAAAAACCUGGGUGCUAGCAUUUCUCAAAGCCAUCCGGGUACCACUUCCAACAAACAUCAGAGUCCGAAAUCGGUGAGGGGUACUUUCAGUCCACAGAACACCUGCUCGAAUACCCUGAACGCUCUGAGUAACGUCCAGAGCAUCCUCACGGCUCAUUCCAAUCAGGCCCUCACUGCCAUAGACAAGUUCUACCCCUAUCGAUACCGCGAUCAGUUGAACCAAGAGGGUCUUGCAGACUUGCAAGCUAAGCUUCUGGACAAAUGGAGGGGACUCAAGGGAAGGACCCAGCUGGACUGCGUGCGGAUAUUUCUGACGUGCACUAGGAAGUGGCCUUUCUUCGGAGCUACCCUAUUCCAGGCAAAACUCAAACAACCCGACGCACCCAUGACGUGGAUGGCUGUCAAUGAGGACUCCAUCACGAUAUUAGACUUGGCAACCAUGCAGCAACGUACCCGAUACCCUUACACCAACGUCCUAACCUUCGGCGGGUGCCAAGAAGACUUCAUGCUGGUUGUCACCCAGAACGACCAACAGCCCUCCCAAAAACUGAUUUUCAAUUUGAGUAAACCCAAGAUAUUAGAACUGACGCUUUUGAUCGCUGAUUAUAUGAAUUUGUUGAUAAAUAAUCCCGGUACUCCCUUGCUCGGAACGCUCAGUAGAGGCACUAUCGUCUCCGUUAAUCAGUCGAUGGUGAACCAGUCUGUCAUCAGCCAAACUAUUGCCAAUCAUAGCCAACCGGAUAUACUCAAAUCUACCCCUGAUCACGGUGGACUGCAGAGGACGGACUCAAAGAGGCGUACUCAUGUCGAUUCCGGUUUAGCAUGAUACAAACACUCGUGUGUCAAACCAUAGAUAUUCGUCAUGUGUCAUACGUCACCUGUCAUAUGCAGUGUCAAUAUAUAUGGGGGGUUUUUCACUUUGAACUCCUAUCGAAAUCAUUUCUGAAUUCUGGUGAAAUUUUGGUUUUCUGCAGACGAUGUGGGCUGAGUCGAUGUCGAACAAAUUAUUUUUCAUUUUCAUUGCUUGAGGACGACGUUUGCAGAAAAAUGGUUUCGGAGAUGCGUUCGAUUGGAUUUUUAGGGGGGAAACCUUGUAUAUUUAGUCCCCUCGCUUGACUAACCCCAACGUGCGUAUUCUGUCGAUAUUGUACAUAAGGUAACCGCAAUGUGUAAAUAUUAAAUAUAGGUACAGCUGAUUCCAAGGGGUUUGUAUUAUUUAAAAAUUUUUUUUUAAUGAAAAAUAGCAUAUUUUGUACCUAAAACUAAUCGAUUUAGGUUUAUGUUACGAAUCUGAUUUUUUUUUAAGAGGAUUUUACUUUUGGGAAUACAGUAAAACAACCAAUGAAAAACAAUAACACUGAUGAAAAAAAGAAAGAUUUUAGGGUCAUUUUCGUAUUUCAGUUAUCAAUUUUCCUGAAACUAUCAGAGGUUUUUGGUUUUCAGCGAAAAUACCUGAAUGUUUCUUUAAUCCCCAUAAAAUGUUUACAAUUCACAAGACGAAAAUACCCUCCAAUCUUCUUGUAGGUUCCAGGCAACGUUUUGUAUGGCGAAGCUGAUGAAAUCGAUGUUGAAUUUUGUACGAAAUAUCCAAAACACCAUCUAGUCCAUAUUUUGUAAUGUAUGCAUGUUUUGACAAUAGUUACCACAAUAAGAGUUUUAUCUACUUUGAAAAAUGUAAACUGUAUUUUUUUCAUGUUAUAGGGCAUAUUGAAUUAGAUUCAAUGAGUGAUAUUGAUUUGUUUAUUUUUAUCGUAUGAUAUUUCAUAGACAUUAAUAAUUUAUUCGAAUAAAUGCAGAUUUAUAUUU